GACCAAGAUAUUAUUCCGGGAAAAGCAAAUGAAAACAUCGGAUGUGUGGUAACGAAAGGAGGGAAAACCUACUCAAUUAAAUCGGGUUAUGAAGUACUGAUGGGACACGACUACGAUUGGGUUGAAAGGCAUGGCGGCGAUGCUGUACCCAAUCGGGCCUUCGUUGCCGGUCAUGACUUGAACUCAAACCCCAUAUUUGUGGGCAAAUGUGACCUACAUUUCGGUCAAAAUGAGACUCAAGUGGUCGGCAAAGUUGACCACAAGUUUUACUACGGAUGGGGAGAUGUUGAGCGCUCAGACUGUCUCAACCAUAUGGUUAUGACGUCGGACAUGUCAUCGCAAAACACAUCCAACGCGUCCAAUAGGGAUGAGUUGGCGGAGAUGGACAACGACUCGGACGCCAUGAUGGAGGGGUCGGAGCGUCGGAAACGGGUGUUUGGGAAGGAGUUGCGGUGUAUGAUGUAUGGCUUCGGUGAUGACCACAACCCCUUCACUGAGUCCGUCGAUAUGCUCGAAGACCUCGUCAUCCAGUUUGUCGCUGACAUCUCGUUGAAGGCUCAGGAAGUCGGCAAAAACGGCAAGAUAUCCGUCGAAGACGUCCUCCAUUGCGUCAAACGGGAUGAACGCAAGUACUCCAGAGUUAGGGAUCUCUUGUCGAUGAAUGAAGAGCUGAAGAAAGCGAGGAAAGCCUUCGACGAGAUU
Messenger RNA from Oppiella nova, 702 nucleotides. Lineage: Eukaryota; Metazoa; Arthropoda; Arachnida; Sarcoptiformes; Oppiidae. The record is from the annotation of a GenBank genome assembly.